AUAUUGGGAUUACUCCCGCAUAUUCCCAGAGCGAGUCAGGCCUUGUCACCGGCUCUGGCCAGCCCCAACAGGGGAUGGGCGCUCGUCCUUCUCCUAAAUCAGGAGCCGGGGUCGUCCCCACCUCUGUUGGCUUGGUCCUUGAGUGGGGGGGGGUCAAUUACCGCAUGACCCCUGAGCGGAGAUUCUCAUUUGACGCUCCCCCUCAUGAAUCUCAUUUGACCAGUACCCAGGAGCGACGUCAAUGGACUGGUCGCUCCACCGGCUCAUCUC
This is a messenger RNA of Racocetra persica, 270 nucleotides long. Lineage: Eukaryota; Fungi; Glomeromycota; Glomeromycetes; Diversisporales; Gigasporaceae. The record is from the annotation of a GenBank genome assembly.